Paramacrobiotus metropolitanus is the source of this 1883-nucleotide messenger RNA. Its product is annotated as spliceosome RNA helicase DDX39B-like. The coding region runs from base 298 to 1599 and encodes 433 amino acids. The transcript has 6 exons. Lineage: Eukaryota; Metazoa; Tardigrada; Eutardigrada; Parachela; Macrobiotidae. The record is from RefSeq and is a predicted model, not a curated record. Gene Ontology annotation, molecular function: ATP binding; RNA binding; RNA helicase activity.
UAUAAAUUUAAAACUUUUAUUAAUAAUCUAUCAGAAUUCUAUGGUAUAAGCAAGAGUACUCGCCAUGACGCACCCAAGUACAGCCCAGUGGUAGACUGACCCGCAUUGGACGCGGAAACUUGUCCAAGAUUUUUCUAGCAGCCAUUGCAGGCAUACUAGACUGAAGCUGUAACUCCACUGCAUCUGUGUAUUUUGCAGUUUCCAGCUUUGUUUUCCGCUGUAUCCGCGUCGUUUACCUUCCGCUGAAUCCGCGCCUAAUCUGUCGGUUUAGUUUUAACUUUUGUCCGCUGUGUCAGAAUGGCGCUAAUGCAAGCGUCUGAGGAAAUUCUCGAUUACGAGGACGCCGACGAUGUGGUGGUGCCGAAUGGCAAACACGAUCACAAUCUUGAUGAUCAUGCGCUGGACUACAUGCAGGAGGAUUAUGUGGGCGAGGCCAGCGUGCAUACCGCGGAGUUUAAGGACCUUAUGUUGAAACCCGAGCUUCUGCGCGCUAUACAGGACGCUGGAUUUAAGCAUCCGUCAGAAGUGCAGGCGAAUUGCAUCCCGAAAGCCGUACUGGGAAUGGAUUUGGUGUGCCAGGCCAAGUCCGGAUUUGGCAAAACUGCGGUCUUCGUGAUUUCCACUCUGCAGGAACUGGAUCCAAGCGAUCCCAAUCAGCCGUCCGUUAUUGUCCUUUUGCCGACUCGCGAACUGGCCUUUCAGACGGCUGCUCAGUUCAAACGGUUCAAAAAGUACCUUCCAUCCAUAACGCUGUCGUUGUUUUUCGGUGGCAUCGCGUACGAAAAGGACAUCACGAACAUUCGCAACCGCCCGGAUCUGAACGUCAUUAUCGGCACUCCAGGUCGUUUAGCAGCGCUCGUCCGCGAUAAGAUUCUCAAGUUGGAUCACGUUAAGCACUUCAUCAUCGACGAGUGCGACAAGAUGUUGCACCAGGAAGACAUGCGCGCGCAGAUAAAGGUCAUCUUCGACGCGACUCCGGCGAAGAAGCAAGUGAUGCUAUUCAGCGCCACGUUAUCGAAGAAAAUUAUGCCGAUUUGUGAAGAGUUUGUGCAGGACCCAUACAGGCAUCUGGUGGAUGACUGCGCCAAGUUGACAUUGAAGCACAUUGUCCAGUAUUACGUGAAGAUCACCGAAGCAGGAAAACUGGAAUGGUUGAUUCAUAUUCUGGAUACCUUGGAGUAUAAUCAGAUCAUUAUUUUCGUGAACACGGUGGACCGGGCGCAGAUGCUGGGCACUCAUUUGUUUGAGAACAAUUACCCUUCCGUCAUGAUCCAUUCAGGAAUGGAGCAGAUAGAACGACUGGCACGAUAUCAGCAGUUCAAGUCGUUUUCAUCCCGAAUUAUGGUGGCUACCGAUUUAUUUGGUCGAGGUAUGGAUAUCGAGCGCGUGAACAUCGUGAUCAAUUACGACUGUCCGUUCAACAGCGAUCAGUAUCUGCAUCGGAUAGGCCGGGGAGGCCGUUUCAAUCGGAAAGGAUUGGCCGUCACGCUGGUAUCCGACGAAAAUGAUUGUAAGAACUUGUCCGCUGUUCAGGAUCGGUUCGAUAUUGACAUUGCUCCCAUACCGGAUGAGUUGGAUGAAACUUUGUGGGCUAAUUGAGACACUGCGGUCAGCGAGAUAACCAGGGUGAUUUUGCGGUGACGAUGUUCGACUUCUGUUACUUUCGGCUUACUCAAAGUUCUCGUUUCAAUGAUCUUCGUGAGACAGGACAGCGGAGUUCUCUUAGGAACUUCAGAAUUGGAAUUAUUUUGUUUCUGGCAUUCGAGAAAUACAUCGUUAUUACAUUGAUUUGAGCUGGUUACUGUGGCGCCAGUUGCGUUGCGCCUUUUCUUUUGUUCAGUGUUCAGUCGCAGAAACAUUACGCAAAUAAAGCAUCUUCACGG